UUUCUUGCUCUGUGACGGUGUAGUAGUUCCGGGAAAAUGGCGGCCCGCUGAGAGGGCAACAUUUGGUGUUUGGAGGAGAAACGAUGAGCCGUAGCUUUGCGUGAAAUGUUCGUGGCUGUGUUGUGGAGGCGGCGCGUCUGUCAGGCGGCGGUCUGCGGCAGCAGAAGCUACGGGAAGCUGCAUCCGUCUGCCUGUCAGACCCAGCGCUUGCGGAUCUUCCAGUCUCUCUGUGAUCGGCUUGCGACUGGAGCUGCUGAGGAGCACAAAGCAUCGAGAGCGGAUCUGACCAUCCGAUUGGCUGACGGCAGGACGGUCAAAGGGUCAGCUGGCGUGACCUCGCCGUUACAGAUCGCCAAGAGUGAACGUGUUAAAGGUGCAGUGGCGAGCAGAGUGAAUGGAGCUCUGUGGGACCUAAGUCGCCCUCUUGUGGAGGACUGUGAACUGCAGCUGCUGGGUUUUGACUCGCUGGAGGGGAGACAGGUGGUGUGGCGCACCGGAGCGUGUGUGUUAGCGAGUGUGAUGGAGAAUCUCUUCAGCGCUCGCGUGUGUCGAGAGGGAGUCUCUGACACGGGCCUGUACUGUGAUUACCAGCUCCAAAACAACGCUCUCUCUCUGUUGGACGUGGAGCAGAGGUGUAAGCAGAUGGCAGCUGGGAAGAUUCCCGUCAUCAAGCUCGAGGUCACUGUACAGGACCUGAAAGAGAUCUUCCAGGUCAGCGUGUCCUCUAGCUUUUGACCUUUACAGUGUUCUUCAAC
Sinocyclocheilus anshuiensis is the source of this 755-nucleotide messenger RNA. Its product is annotated as probable threonine--tRNA ligase 2, cytoplasmic. The transcript has 5 exons. The coding region runs from base 106 to 735 and encodes 209 amino acids. The record is from RefSeq and is a predicted model, not a curated record. Gene Ontology annotation, cellular component: mitochondrion. Gene Ontology annotation, biological process: threonyl-tRNA aminoacylation. Gene Ontology annotation, molecular function: nucleotide binding; threonine-tRNA ligase activity. NCBI's taxonomy places the organism in Eukaryota, Metazoa, Chordata, Actinopteri, Cypriniformes, Cyprinidae.